GAUCUGGACAAAACGUGGAUCCAACGACCGGGAAAAUACGUUGCAGGGAUACUUGUGAAACGAAAGCGUUCAACCAAAGAUCAACGACAUCAACGACAACCACACACGCACACUCUCCUGUCUCUCCCUCCCUCUGUUUUCGGCAGCGAAAUCUCAGACGGAAAGCUGAAGUCAAGGAGAAAAAGACGACGAAGAAGAAGCGCAUUGAAGUUCGUUUAUUAGAUUUCGUAUUGGAAGCCAUUCCCUUUCUCAUCCGCGUCAUCUUCUUCUUCUCCUUUCCCGAUUCUCGUAAAGAGGACAAAGUAAAGGAGGAGAAGGCUUGUAUUUAAUUUCUCAUUGCCCUUGGACCAGACAUUCUCGGACCCACUCAUCUUAUCUCUCCGUCCAUCUGUGUCGUCUUUUUGGGCUGGCGGGGUUGGUGUCCAUUGCAGAGAAACGGAGAAAAGAAGAGGAUCGCCUUCUUCUAGAUUUGUCCUACGUACAUUUGAUUUGCCAUCGUUUUUAUUAUACCACAAUGGAUGUGGCCCCUUCGCCGCAUUUUCUCCGUUUCUUGAUUUUUAAAUAAGAAAGUAGAACCAGCAGUUUCUUCAUUUAAACUGAAUAUGAGGGGACCUCUCAAGAAUGAAGUAUGAACUGAAAAAAGAAGAAGAAGAAGAAGAAGACGAUUAAAGGACAGCUCGAACAACUCUCUCUCUCUCUCUCUCUAAAACAAACACAGAGUGGAAUAUUUGAAGGAAAAGUGGUGAAUGCUUUCUGGGAACAUCGGGCUUCUUGCAAGUUUUUCCGGGAAAUAUUUGACACUUAUUCUGAGUAGGGAACACGAGGCUUCUUCCAGGAAUACUAUCAUUAUAAUAUUAUAAUGGGUGCUUGUGUAUCAACAUCCUCUAGAAGCAUACCAUCACAGAAAAAACACCAAAAAUGCCAUGGAAAGAUUUCUAAUUCAAUCCCUAAAUUCUCCAAGAAAAGGAAUAGUUAUGCAGGAAAUCGGGUAAGAGAUUAUGCUGUUAGUAAGUUUGUUCACAUGGACUUUGAGAAUGGUGCGACAACUACUUGCAGAAGAUCUGAGGUUUCCAAUUCUACAUUCCAUCUCACCCAGCUGCAAUGGCACCACAGUCAGUAUGAUGCAAAUGUAAUCUGCCAAGAGGAUGCUUGGUUUGACUCGGUUAGUAUUCUGGAGUCUGAUUCAGAUGAUGACUUCAGUAGCGUAAAUGGAGAAGCCACAGAUGGAUUUCCCUCUGUAAGCAAUGCAAUUGGGAACAUAUCUAGCGGCCAAGUGCUUCAGUUUGAAAGAUCAGCAUGCUUUACGGAUAGUAGGUGUAAGUACGAAGAGUACCACGAAAGCUAUCUCAAAAUCAAUGGAGGCAAAUCAGAGAAAUUCCGUAGCCAGGGUUAUGAGCUUUCUUGCUCAGGGAAGGCUGAUGAAGUUUGCAGCAAGAGGAAGAAAAUGUUGGAUAAUUCUUAUGGAAGCUUCAAAGGUCUUCAAGAGGAUAGACGUGAUUCUGAAGAGAAAAUUCAAGGGUUGCCUCAGUUGGUUUCUUCUAUGAGUUUCAAUGACAAGAUUCUAAACCCACCAAGUACAGGUCGACUGUCUCAGCGGAAGCACUCAGCCGUUUUCAGGCUUUCUUUCAAGAGAAGAUCCUGUGAUGGAGGAGAAACCAUAGAACAUUGUCAAUCAAAAAGAUACAUGUAUCGUCCCAGAGCGGGACAUACAAUUCCAUGUUGUGCAGGGGAGAAGCCAACCCCAGGAUGCUGGUCUGAGAUUCCCCCCUCAACCUUCAAACUCCGUGGUGAAAGCUAUUUUAAAGAUAAGCGGAAGUCACCCUCUCCAAAUUACAGUCCAUAUACUCCAAUAGGUGUUGAUUUAUUUGUCUGCCCGAAAAAGAUACACCACAUUGCCCAAUACCUUGAGCUUCCUAAUGUGAAAACAGAUGGCGAAGUGCCUCCACUUCUUAUUGUAAAUAUCCAGAUGCCUACAUAUCCUGCUGCAAUGUUCCUUGGUGAUAGCGAUGGGGAAGGGAUGAGUCUUGUGCUAUACUUCAAAGUAUCUGAGAGUUUUAAUAAAGACAUCUCUUCUCAAUUUCAGGAUAGCAUCAAGAAAAUGGUGCAAGAUGAGAUGGAGAAGAUUAAAGGUUUUACAAAAGACUCCACUGUUCCUUUCAGAGAAAGGCUGAAGAUCAUGGCUGGUGUAGUUAAUCCUGAGGAUCUUCACCUGAGUUCGGCUGAAAGGAAGCUUAUACAUGCGUAUAAUGAAAAACCAGUCCUUUCCCGCCCUCAGCACAAUUUUUUCAGGGGUUCUAACUACUUUGAAAUUGAUCUGGAUAUUCAUCGCUUCAGCUACAUAUCAAGGAAGGGACUUGAAGCAUUCCGAGAGCGCUUGAAAAAUGGAACACUUGAUUUAGGUUUAACAAUCCAGGCACAAAAACCGGAAGAACUGCCAGAGCAAGUGCUGUGCUGUUUGAGACUAAACAAGAUAGAUUUCAUUGAUCAGGGUCAAAUACCUACACUAGUGACCCAAUGACUUGUAUGAAUGCUGAAAUGGAGGGUUCGGCGUAUUAAUUUGAUGGACAGGACACAUAUGUAGUUGGGGAUCAUCGGGAUAUCCAUUUUGUGCGCACCCCCCUGCAUAUGCCAACCUUCUAUGAAAGGAAACGAAAAUCCAAAAUGACAAAGUGUCUGUGUUUAGAAUCAAUAAUCAUGCUAAUAUCAGCAUGUUUGUGCAACCGUGUAUAUGUUAUAUAUCGUGUUGCCAUGACUCUGAGCCUUGGCUUGUCUCGGAAACAAAACCCAUUUAGGACAGGGAUUUGACAUUGGAUCACAUAUACUUGUACACUUUGUCUCAUAAAAAUGUAGCAUUUUUACAUUUUUAAACCUUGUCUGUCAAAAAUUAUUAUGGACCCCUAAAUACUGUCACUAAUAUUGGAAAUGGUGGCUAAAGAUUAUUUUCACCAAAUUCUAUA
This is a messenger RNA of Carya illinoinensis, 2957 nucleotides long. RefSeq lists its product as uncharacterized. The transcript is spliced from 11 exons. The coding region runs from base 860 to 2518 and encodes 552 amino acids. Lineage: Eukaryota; Viridiplantae; Streptophyta; Magnoliopsida; Fagales; Juglandaceae. The record is from RefSeq and is a predicted model, not a curated record.